AUAAAUAAACGAGUUUAGCGGAAUUUCGUGUGUCACAUGUACGAAGGUUAAUGCCUCAAUAACUGAACGUAGUUUUUAAAUUAUAUUUUAGUUCAGUUUUAUAUGCCCCGUUAUUAAAUUUAAUAUCUGCUCCACCUGCUAACUUCUAAAGGUGGGGAGGCUCAGCAGUGAUACUGUCAAUUUACUCGUGUAGAAGGUGUGUCAUGAGGCUAAGCUGGAAAAGUGUUAUAAUUUUUACAGUUGUAUAUAUUAUAAUUACUUUGGUGACAUUAUAUAGAUUAUAUAGUGACGUCAUUUUCAGAUUAAAAUCAAACGGUAAGUUCAAAGGCAACAUCCAUUACCAGGAAGCCCAUGAUGCCUGGAUGAACACUUCUGAGUUUGAGAGUGUUCCUCAAGAAAGAAAUAUAUAUAAACCAGUAACAUCUCCAUACACAGUUGAAAUAUGGGGAAAAGCAGCACUCGGCCUUUAUCUCUGGAAGCAUGUGUUAGGCGGGAAGCUUCAAAAUGUGCAGAAUGGAUUCAUUCAGCAGGGAUAUUUAACAGUAAAUGAUGUAACUUUCAUAUAUCGCUCUGGGCCCGGAAUAAUUCAGACAACAGUCCCAAGUGAUGUUCAGUAUUUGAUUCUUGUACUGAAUGGGCGCUCAGAAGAGAAAAUUAAGUCUGCAAAACUAUGGUUAGAUUAUUUACCGUUGUAUCCGAAUUUAAAAAAAAUGGCUGUUGUCCUUCUUGGAAAUGAGAUGUGUGAUAAUAACUGGAUUCUUCCAUAUGUCCAUUCCCGUGGCGGUAGAAUUGAUUUAGUAUUCCUCGUGUAUGAUUCUCCACUGAUUGACAAUGUGGAGUUUUAUCAGUGGCCUUUAGGAGUUGCUGUGUACCGGGGGUUUCCUAAUGUAAACCCAGAGAGUGUUGAUGUAACUUCUCCUCGUUCGCAUGUUUGCAAUUUUUUGGGCACUGUCUAUGAAAACUCUUCUCGUGAAAUCUUGUCAAGGAUAAUAAAAUCUAUAGAUUUUCAUGAUAACUGUAUCAUUUUAGAACGAAAAAGGUGGCUUCCAUUGGAAACUGAAGACUCACUGAAGUACUACAUUGAUUCAUUACGUAAAUCAGAUCUUACAUUAUGCCCAGUAGGAAAAAACACCGAAUGCUACAGGAUUUAUGAAGCUAUGACCUUGGGAAGUGUACCAAUAAUUGAGAACUUACGAACAGAUGGAAACUGUGACACUUCAGAUGUGGCUCCGCUAAGACUUCUGAAGCGGUAUGAUGCACCCGUAAUCUAUGUGAAGAGUUGGUAUGAAUUACAUGAACUUCUUAAACAAGAAGCUGAACUUACACUCGAAGAAAAAGUUGAAAGAAGGACAAAUGUUGUGAAGUGGUACAAUAGCUUUAAGAGGAAACUGAGUAAUCAUUUUAUUAAAGUGAUUAAACACAAGUUUUUUGCUGAUAAAGAGACAUAAUUAUUUUUUUUUAAUUCGCUUAGUGGGGGGUGGAUUCCAACUGGGUCCACUCCGCACAGUGGCCAUUGA
Cryptotermes secundus is the source of this 1517-nucleotide messenger RNA. RefSeq names its product ribitol-5-phosphate xylosyltransferase 1. The transcript is spliced from 4 exons. NCBI's taxonomy places the organism in Eukaryota, Metazoa, Arthropoda, Insecta, Blattodea, Kalotermitidae. Gene Ontology annotation, cellular component: Golgi apparatus. The record is from RefSeq and is a predicted model, not a curated record. The coding region runs from base 204 to 1448 and encodes 414 amino acids. Gene Ontology annotation, biological process: protein O-linked glycosylation via mannose. Gene Ontology annotation, molecular function: ribitol beta-1,4-xylosyltransferase activity.